CACGUGGGGGAGGUCACGUGCCGCGGCGGCGGGCGGGCAGCGGCGGUGGCCAUGAGCGCGCUCCUGCUGCGCGGCCUGCGCGCCGCCCUCUCGGGCCUCCCCGGUAUCCCCGCUGCCCUCCCGGCCGUCCCCGCCGUCCGCCGCUUCCGCACUGCGGCCCCGCGACGUGCCUUCGCCAAGGAGCUUUUCCUCGGGAAUCUGCGCAAGGAGGAAGUUUUUCCUUACCCAGAAAUUAGCAAUGAAGAACUCCAGGAGAUUAACCAGUUUGUAGGACCUGUAGAAAAAUUCUUCAGUGAAGAAGUGGACUCUAAGAAGAUCGAUCAAGAUGCAAAAAUCCCACCUGAAACUUUACAAGGACUGAAGGACUUGGGUCUCUUUGGGAUGCAGAUUCCGGAGGAAUAUGGUGGUCUUGGUCUAUCAAACACCAUGUAUGCUCGUCUGGGAGAAAUCACGUCUUUAGAUGGCUCUAUUGCGGUGACUCUGGCAGCUCACCAAGCCAUUGGGCUGAAGGGGAUUCUCAUUGCUGGCACUGAUGAACAGAAAGCAAAGUACCUGCCUAGACUGGCAUCUGGGGAGCACAUCGCAGCCUUUUGUCUUACGGAGCCUGGAAGUGGAAGUGACGCUGCCUCUAUCCAGACGAGAGCAACUCUCAGUCAAGAUGGGAAACACUUCUUAUUAAAUGGCUCCAAGGUCUGGAUAUCGAAUGGUGGCCUCGCUAGUAUUUUCACAGUGUUUGCUAGGACAGAGGUUGUUGAUAAAGAUGGACAAGUAAAAGACAAAAUUACUGCUUUCAUCGUAGAGCGGGAUUUUGGUGGAGUCACCCAUGGGAAACCUGAGGAUAAGUUAGGCAUUCGAGGAUCAAACACCUGUGAAGUGCAUUUUGAUAACACCAAAGUGCCUAUAGAGAAUGUAAUUGGAGAAGUAGGAGGAGGAUUUAAGGUUGCCAUGAAUAUCCUGAACAGUGGAAGAUUUAGCAUGGGCAGUGCCUCUGCUGGGGUGAUCAAAAAACUGAUAGAAAUGACAGCAGAGUACGCUUGCACCAGGAAACAGUUCAAUAAGAAGCUGAGCGACUUUGGAUUAAUUCAGGAGAAGUUCUGUAUGAUGGCUGUGAAAGCCUAUGUAAUGGAGAGUAUGGCUUACCUCACUGCAGGAAUGAUGGACAGGCCGGGGCUUCCCGACUGCUCCGUGGAGGCAGCCAUGGUCAAGGUGUUCAGCUCUGAAGGCGCCUGGACCUGCGUAAGUGAAGCGCUGCAAAUUCUUGGAGGUCUCGGCUAUAUGAAGGAUUACCCCUAUGAGCGCUAUCUCAGAGAUUGCAGGAUACUUCUCAUUUUUGAGGGAACAAAUGAAAUACUGCGAAUGUAUAUUGCUUUGACGGGUAUGCAGCACGCAGGCAAAAUCUUAACUGCAAAAAUCAAGGAGAUCAAGAAAGGAAACGUGGGAGUGGCACUGGGGGAGUUCCUAAACAAAUUACGGGACAUAACAGGCAGAAGAGUGGAUUAUGGGCUCGUUGGUGACCGUGGCGUGGUGCAUCCCAGCCUCCAGGAAAGUGCCAAGAAGCUUGAAGAAAACACUUACUAUUUCGGAACUACAGUGAGAGGCCUGCUAAGCAGGUUUGGCAAGACAAUAGUGGAUGAGCAGUUGAUUCUGAAACGAGUGGCAGAUGUUGUUAUUAAUUUAUAUGCAAUGACAGCAACUAUUUCCAGAGCCAGCCGCUCCAUCAGUAUCGGUCUGAGGAACCACGACCAUGAAGUGCUCCUUACCAAUAUCUUCUGCACAGAAGCGUAUUUCAAGAAUAAUUAUGCCAUGGCUCAACUAGAAAAAUAUGCAGAUGAAAAUCUGGAUGACAGUAUUAAAAAAGCUGCCAAGCAGAUCCUGGAGAAGAGAGCCUAUACCUGCUCCCACCCCCUGGACCGGACGUUCUAGUUACAUCCUGCCAGCAAACACUAACGAAUGUAAAUCAGGGACUCGUUUUCUGCAGUUCAAAUAUUUGACAGGUUAACCAUAACUGUUUCAUGAGGUUACCCAAUGUAAUUAGCUUAACUGUGUAAAAAAACUUCUGCUAAACACAAUUUCAUAUAAAGAGGACAAAUAAAUUUUAUUUAAAUCUCA
Molecule: messenger RNA, 2109 nt
Organism: Cuculus canorus (common cuckoo)
Lineage: Eukaryota; Metazoa; Chordata; Aves; Cuculiformes; Cuculidae
Gene: ACAD9
Product: acyl-CoA dehydrogenase family member 9
Exons: 18
Coding region: 52-1923 (623 amino acids)
Molecular function (GO): acyl-CoA dehydrogenase activity; flavin adenine dinucleotide binding
Source: RefSeq, a predicted model, not a curated record